Molecule: messenger RNA, 276 nt
Organism: Danaus chrysippus (African queen)
Lineage: Eukaryota; Metazoa; Arthropoda; Insecta; Lepidoptera; Nymphalidae
Source: the annotation of a GenBank genome assembly
AUGGGCAAAAUAUUCUUGGACCAUAUUGGACUCACGUAUCUUUUCCACAAAGCAGUGAAUCUUGUGUACUCAGAGGUUCAGGAUCGUGUUAUGUUGACGGGAAGGCAUAUGGUGAGGGAUGUGUCUUGUAAAAACUGCGCGACGAAACUUGGUUGGGUUUACGAAUUUGCGACAGAAGGGAAUGAAAGAUAUAAAGAAGGCAGAGUGAUUCUAGAGAGAGCUUUAGUGAAUGAAACUGAGGGCAUUGAAGAAAUUCCAGUAAACAAUGAGGACUAG